Botrytis byssoidea is the source of this 645-nucleotide messenger RNA. RefSeq lists its product as uncharacterized. The transcript is spliced from 2 exons. NCBI's taxonomy places the organism in Eukaryota, Fungi, Ascomycota, Leotiomycetes, Helotiales, Sclerotiniaceae. The record is from RefSeq and is a predicted model, not a curated record. Bases 1 to 444 code for a protein of 147 amino acids.
AUGAACGACAUCAUUCUUGCUAGCACAAAGAUGUCUGAAGCCGAUCAUCCCAACCGCAGGCCGCAGGGAAAUUCAGAGCAUACCAACAAAAAUUCAGGCUCGGAUGCCUCAAAAAUACCUCCAAAGAAUUAUAACAUACAUCGACUAACCCAAAGCUCACGGCCAAGCGAACAAUUCCUCUUGAGGUCCCGGGAGCGUGAAGCCGAACAAGCCCAUGAGGAAGAUACGACUGGGUGCUUGUGCCCCAUUCUCGCAACACUUCCGCAUUUCCAUUGGUCAAAAAAAGAGCGACGGCUUGCUGGGGAUCAAUUUGCAUACGAUAUUUGGCACAAACCACGGGAGGAACUGAACGAAUCACCCGCACAAAAGGGAUGUCCCUCUUGUAAAAGUUUUUGCAAAUGCCCUGGGGUAUGGAGAUGGUGGCCUGGAUGGACUGGCAAUUGAGAAUUCCAGCUGGUUAUAGUACCUACUUAUGCUGUUUCCAAUAGCACGGUAAAUUACAAAGCAACUACUUGAGAUUAGUCUUGAGAGGCGGAGCGGCGGGGCGGGAAAACGUGCGUUACAUGGAACAGCUACGUACUUAAGGACUAAUCCAAGUGACACCCUCAGAGGGAAUUGUCAAAUACACAUACGAUGCUCGUCUGG